UGUUUUUUGUUGACUCCACUGUUUAAAAACUUUAUAAAAACCGACGAUCAACAUAGAGCUCUUUUGAUAAAUCACGUUUUGUCACCAGCGUUUCCGCAGUGUGAUAUUCUAAAAUUACCUUUCGACUGAUGCUAUGCGGAGCUAUAUAAUAUAUCUAUCUACUGACGGGAAAAAAAUAUACAUCAAAUUGCAAGACGAUAAUUACGUCUUUAUAUUGACGGCUGUGGCAUCGGGAAAAUAUACGGUCUACAAGUGUUAUUAACAAUUGAAUGUAUAAAAUACAUAAUACUUGCGAUGAACUAUGAUGCAAACAAAAAGCCAGCUGUUGGCCAAAGUCAAACACAGAUACUGCGUAUAAAAGGGAACGCCGAAUAGCUUACAGUGUCCAGUUUGCAACUUUUUCUGGACGCGUUUCUUGAACUACGACGGUCGAAAUGAUGAAGUUAGCUAUUCUCCUCGUCGUUGCCGCUAUUGCUAAACAGACAUACGGGGAUGAACCGGAAGCUAUCGUAGGAGGUAACGUGGCCACACCCGGUCAAUUUAAAUGUCAAGUUUCUCUCCAGGUAUUUGACCAACAUAUUUGCGGGGGAUGUCUCAUCUCUGAAACCCAUGUCGUUACUGCUGCCCAUUGUCUUGAGAAACCUGAUCAUAGGAUUGGUUUGACUGUUGUAACGGGAACCAUUAACACGGGGAAAGGUGGCGACAGACACGGAGUCAAGUGCAUUCGUUUGCAUCCUGACUACACUGGUAAGAAAGAAGAGGGCUGGAUGAACGAUAUUGCUGUGCUCACUUUGAAAGCGCCGGUCAGAACAAACAUUUACCAAGGCCCGAUUAAGCUAGCGAGUAUGGAUUAUACCACUGGUAAACAUCGCGGUCUAAUAAGUGGAUGGGGAAGGACCGAUGUAACUUCAGCCCCUUCGCCGGUACUUAGGUGGGUCGAAGUGAACGUUUUGAGCUUGGAGCGCUGCUUGAACGGCCACAGAAAUCCACCGAAAACCAAUCCGAAACAAGUAUGCACCCUGGAGAAGUUUGGGAAAGGUGCCUGCCAGGGCGACAGCGGCGGUCCUCUCAUCGUCAACGACGAGCUCUGUGGUAUCGUCUCUUGGGUCACGCCCUGUGCUAUGGGUGUAUCUGAUGUAUUAACUAAUGUUUUCCAUUAUCUCAAAUUCAUCGAGGAGUGUCAAGCCAAGUGCCCAUAACUCGAAUAAUCGACCGGCAAUCUAUACAUCAAAUAUUUUCCAAAGUUUUCAGUUACCACGCGCGUGUCAAUACCAUCAUCGAUAUCUCUAUUAUAUAUAUUUGAUUGAUAUAGAAUCAUUAUUGAAAUAGAUGUUAAGGACGCUUUGGUGGUGGUGUCAUUUAUAACUACACAUUUGCUCAUUUAUUUCCGUUUCGGAAUAUCUCUCCAUGUAAUCCAGCAAAAGAAAGCAAAGAAUGAUAUUUACCUGCAUUUCUAAUGAUAAUGUUAUAUUCUCUCAGGUACUUUGAAAGUCAGAUUGAUAACGAAGUAAUAUACGUUUUUAUUUAAUACCGCUAUUA
Messenger RNA from Harpegnathos saltator (Jerdon's jumping ant), 1539 nucleotides. RefSeq names its product chymotrypsin-1. Gene Ontology annotation, biological process: proteolysis. Gene Ontology annotation, molecular function: serine-type endopeptidase activity. Lineage: Eukaryota; Metazoa; Arthropoda; Insecta; Hymenoptera; Formicidae. The transcript is spliced from 6 exons. The coding region runs from base 435 to 1199 and encodes 254 amino acids. The record is from RefSeq and is a predicted model, not a curated record.